AACACAGUUAGGGGGAUUCUGACAAGAUGACGUUCAGCUGUGGGCUGCCUCUAUUUAGUGCGCACUAGUGAGACCCUCCUCCCUUCGUUUUCGCUCUAUAGCACACUGCAUAACACCGGGGCUGUCUGUAUGUCCGUUCUCGUGUCAUUCAGCAGAUGAAUCGCAUCCCGGUUCAGACGUUACCGGUCAUCUAUUAGAGCUCCGGAAACGUCUCUGCGUGGAAUAACGUUUUCGCGCUGCUGUCAUGCUGGAAACGGGUCGCUAUUGUGGAUUUGCGAGAUUGCAGGAACGAUGAACGAAUAAAAGCGCAGCGACGUGGUUGAUCGACAAACGCUGCGUUUCAAACCCGGCAGCGGUUCGCUUGAAUAAUCUGUCAGUAACAGGCGUUCAAGACGGACGGCGUCCAGGAGCACAGAGGCAGGACCCGCGCGAACAUGAGGGAGCGAGACUUUAUGCCAAACAUGGAACGGGGCAAACCGGCCACAUACACGGGAGACAAAAAAGCUAAAAUGGCUGCUAAAACCAAUAAAAAGUGGGUGAGACUGGCUACUGUAUUCGCAUAUGUUUUGUCGGUGUCUUUGGCUGCUAUAAUACUGGCAAUUUAUUACAGUUUGAUAUGGAAACCCACGUCUGCGUCUGUGUCUGGAAGGUCAGACGUUUUUGUCCCGGCGGCAGUUAUGCCCAUAAACACAAAUAACAUCACAACAAGUGAUGUACCGACUACGAACAAGACGAAUAAUACGCCGCCGGUCAGCCUGAGAUCAACGGAGACCCCCACGUAUGCCCACUCCACUUCUUCACACAGACAACGCCGGGGUGAUAAAAAAGAUCACGAAGGCCUUCUCAGUAUCCCAACAGCAAAAACAAACGCUGACCAAACAGGAACAUUCGACUCUGCGCACACUCACGAAAAACCAGGACGUUUCCAUACAGCAGAAGUGUCGGAAACUAGUGUUCUUGUAGCAGAAGCAUCCCGUGAACCUCCUUCGGUCCAUGGAUCCACAUCUUAUACUCAACAAAGCGGCAGUCAGCCCAACACGUGGGAUUCAGCCUCUCCCAUAACUGACCGAGCAUCUUGGACAAGCUACAGUGCGAGACCUGACAUCUCCUCUUUGACAGAACGUGGUCUGGAAUUAAUGGAGGGCUCGUCUCCAUUGCAAGAGGAGUCGGUUACCAAGGACACAGAGAAUGCAGCAAGUGGAGUGUGACACCAGAUUAUUUGCGUGGCACGUAAUUAUAUGACAUUAACUGUGAUGACUCUGCAGCGAGAGAAAUAACAACUGCGAGUGCGAGAGAAGAAGUACUGAUUUUGUUUCUAUUUAAAGGACAGAAACUGUGUUGACCUUCCUCCUUUGAAAAGCUCAUUUAAAAGUUGUUACAUUAAAGAGUGCAAUAGAUGGGUUCCGAAAGUAAAAUAUCCCAUUCAUUUUCUCCAUUGAGGAAUUUUUAAAGACAGACCUACUGUGAGCUACAGGGUUGUUUAGUGAUGUUACUUUUUUUUAAACCAGCAGACUGCACUGUUUCAACUUAUGUUUAUUAGCAGAAUUCCUGGUUUAAAAAAUACAUUACACAUGAUUUUGAAGAGAAAUGUGCACCAAUUAGAGAACCACAUCAAGCAAAUUGCCCCCAAAUAAACUGUUAAAGCUAAGUAUAAAGUGUUGUACCCUUUUGACUGAUUUGAUAUAUAUAUAUAUAUAUAUAUAUAUAUAUAUAUAUAUAUAUAUAUAUUAUAUAUUUCAAAUCAAGUUUGUAAUGAUGUGAUUCAAAAACAUUUUGAAAAAAUGAAUGGGAAAAAUACUUCCAGAUCCAAGGCUGCUUAAAAAAUGGGCGGCACUGUGGCAUAAUUGAAACUCAUAAUACUGUAUAGCCACACUCAUAUUCAGAAUAACGGAGCAAUUAUGUGAUAUAGCUUUUAUACAAAAAUUCUGUAACCCUGCAAUUAAUAUCCAACAGCUUACAUUUGCAAAAAUUGGCCAGUUAGUGUGUAGCUCUCUUUUCAGUGAUAGUAGUUCUAAAAUAAGUUAUUACACGGGUAGUAUACAUUCACCCCUGUUUUUCUAAGUGGGGUGAUAAGACAGUGACGUUAUACUAAAUAUAAAGUCCUGGAACACUUGUUGGCAAAUCAAAUCAAGAAAAAAAAAACUAAUGGAUGCAUAAUGGAUUAUAAGACAAUGAUAAUGGAUUGGUUAAGCGAUACGAUCAUGCUUCCUGAGAUCUUUUGGACCAACAGGAAAAUGAGCCAUUCAUGUCGCCAACGAUGGACAAACAUCCUUCUGUAGCGUUUAUUUUAUUGUGAAGUAUAAUUGUGAGCAAGGUAAACACUGUUUAAAAAUUUGCCUGUAGAGUUCAUGAAUGCUCAGGAACGGACUAUCUGUCUUAAUGCAGAAUACCUGGCAAGUAGGAAAAAUUCACUGUGCAAACUCUCCCAUGUUGACAUUUUAAUUAAGUGUCUUUUAUAAAACAGCGUGGGUUGAGCAAGAUAUAUAAUAACUAAAAUAUGAUGUAUGAAUAAACAAAUAUUUUUUAUUCAGUGCAAUGAUUAUUAAACCAGAAACAUGUCCAUCUUUUGGAUUAUAAAGUGAUUGCUUAUACUAGAAAGAAAGGUGUCGUAAACAACAGAUAUUUAUAUCAGUCAUAUAUUUUAAAUGUAAAGCGGUAUUAUUAAUAAGCAGUAUUAUUAUUAAUAAGGCCACUUUGAAAAUUCUAUGAAUAUUGAUUUUAAUGAUUCUGAAUAAAAGAGGUAUCAAAUGAAUAAAAGUAUAAAGAAUUAAAUAAUGUAUUAUUAUUGUAUAGACUUUUUUCCUCCAUAUUUGUAUAUUUAUAUUUUACACUGACGAGCAUAAUCAUCCUUUUGUGCCACAAAAUAAUUUAUGAACAAUGUCUUGUCAAAGCA
Puntigrus tetrazona (Sumatra barb) is the source of this 2893-nucleotide messenger RNA. RefSeq lists its product as uncharacterized. The transcript has a single exon. Bases 435 to 1208 code for a protein of 257 amino acids. The record is from RefSeq and is a predicted model, not a curated record. NCBI's taxonomy places the organism in Eukaryota, Metazoa, Chordata, Actinopteri, Cypriniformes, Cyprinidae.